AUCAACUACUAGCUGGCUAGUUAGAUAAUCUAGUCUGCACGUUUAUUUUUGCCCAGGCGAUUGGGAAAUAAAAAGAUCUAACCGUUUAGUGAUUUAGUGGACGUUAAGCGCAAAGAUCAUAAUGCGGCGCCUGGGUUCAGUGCAGCAAAAAAUCCCUUGUGUUUUUCUGACGGAGGUAAGAGCAGAACCAUCCAGAAAACGCGACUGUCAGCAGUUCCAGGUGGUCGCCACUGACAACGUGAACCCCGUCGCCCUUGAUGCGAACAUCGACUGCGCUGUUGCCACUGAGAAGGUGGAUGGCACAUGUUGCUAUGUCACAGCACACAAAGGUAAACCAUACCUCUGGGCUCGCUUAGAUCGGAAACCCACCAAGCAGGCAGACAAGCGGUUCAAAGUAUACCAGUACUCUCAGAAGACCUGUAAAGGUUUCACAUGGAAUGUUGAAGAAGAUUUCAGAGCAGUGCCAGAUUCCUGGAUCCCUGCACAUCGGGUUCAGCAGGAAAAUGGUCAUCCCAUACCCGAUGAACAUGGGCACAUCCCUGGAUGGGUUCCAGUUGAGAAAACCAACAAGCAGUACUGCUGGCAUGCCUCUGUAGUCAGUUACGAUGCGGAAGUAGCUCUCGUUUUGAGGCCCUACUGUGAGAAUGAAGAUCUGCUGGAAAUCGCCAGUGUUCCCCUGGCAGACCUCAUGGAGCAGACGCUGGAACUUAUUGGGACAAACGUCAACGGAAAUCCGUACAGCUUAGGUAGCAAGAAGCAUCCGCUGCAUGUUCUGGUGCCUCAUGGAAUCCUGAGGGUGAGGAAUGCGCCGCCAGUGGUUUACCAGCAGCUCUACUCCUGGUUCCAGGAAUGCCAAGACGGCUGUGUGGAGGGCAUAGUUUGGCACUGUAAUGAUGGGACUCUCAUCAAGGUUCAUCGCCACCACUUGGGUCUGAAAUGGCCUAAUGGUGAUCCCUUCCUUAACUCCCGACCUGUUGUUAUUCACAUGGACAUGAUGGAGUAUAAUCAGGACAGUUUGUCUGACUCACAGCAGAACUUACUCAAUGCCCUGUCAAGAUUCAAUGGUCACCACUUCAACUCUUUACGGGAGAUUCAUCUUGAUGCCUGAUCAGUUAAGGUGGACCAAGGAAAUGCAAAACAUUCCUACUUCAAUGGUUCAUUUUUAAUUUACAUUGGUUCAUCUCUGCCAACCCUUAAAUGUUACCAAGAUCUGAAAGUUGUCUAUUGCAAUUCUUCACAAAACAUAUUUAAAGGCAAUUAAUGAUAUCUCUGCAUAGCCAUCAAGUGCCUAACCUAAAACUGUGGAUUCAUUCACUCUCAAUUUUAAGAGGGGAAAAUGGUAGAAAUUGUCAGCGUUUCCAUCAGCACUGAUAAAGCAAACACAUGGAACUCAUUGGGAUGUCAAAAAAAUAAAGUAUUUGAUGAACAUUAGGUGUGGUGAUGAUACUAUUUAAACGAAAUACAUAAAUGAACUGAGUCAUCUACCCCCAUGUAAACUGAUGUAAUAAAAUAGUUUUAACA
Molecule: messenger RNA, 1521 nt
Organism: Electrophorus electricus (electric eel)
Lineage: Eukaryota; Metazoa; Chordata; Actinopteri; Gymnotiformes; Gymnotidae
Gene: rlig1
Product: RNA 5'-phosphate and 3'-OH ligase 1
Biological process (GO): response to reactive oxygen species
Molecular function (GO): RNA ligase (ATP) activity
Source: RefSeq, a predicted model, not a curated record